Saccostrea cuccullata (small rock oyster) is the source of this 582-nucleotide messenger RNA. RefSeq names its product rho guanine nucleotide exchange factor 3-like. The record is from RefSeq and is a predicted model, not a curated record. The transcript is spliced from 6 exons. The coding region runs from base 1 to 582 and encodes 193 amino acids. Lineage: Eukaryota; Metazoa; Mollusca; Bivalvia; Ostreida; Ostreidae. Gene Ontology annotation, biological process: positive regulation of Rho protein signal transduction. Gene Ontology annotation, molecular function: guanyl-nucleotide exchange factor activity.
AUGGGGAUAACUUGUUCUGUGGCCAAACUACUUUUAUCAUCUGAGUUCAGUGAUUCCUUUGUGUUUCAGGCAAUAUAUGAGCUUUAUCAAGGUGAAAAUGAUCUGGUUGAAGACUUGACCAUCGUUAAAAAGACAUAUCGUGAUUCUAUGGAGAAGUUACAACUAAUGACAGCUUGGGAACUAAGCCAGAUAUUUGGUCCCAUUGACAUGCUUAUUCCUAUUCAUGAAGAGCUUGCGUGUGGUUUACAGAACCAGAGACUACCAGAUGGCACGACCCGAGAUGUGGGAGCUCUCCUGGUGGAGUGGGUACAGAAACUGAAAGAGUAUGUUCCAUUCUGUGCCAACCAGGUGUUUGGGAAGGCUAUGUUGGAUGAGAAGAAGAAUGACCCAGUGGUAGAUGAUUUCCUACAGAGGUGCCAGGAUUCUCCUUUCAGUCGCAAACUUGACCUGUGGACUAUGUUAGAUGGUGCCAGAGGGAAGUUUAUGAAAUAUCCUUUAUUGCUGAAAGCCAUUCAUAAAUAUACUUGUGACACAGACGAGGAUAAAGAAUAUCUACAAGAAUCGGUAAGAUAUAAAACUUAA